Synchiropus splendidus (mandarinfish) is the source of this 2073-nucleotide messenger RNA. RefSeq names its product potassium inwardly rectifying channel subfamily J member 19a (gene kcnj19a). Bases 369 to 1910 code for a protein of 513 amino acids. Lineage: Eukaryota; Metazoa; Chordata; Actinopteri; Syngnathiformes; Callionymidae. Gene Ontology annotation, molecular function: G-protein activated inward rectifier potassium channel activity. The record is from RefSeq and is a predicted model, not a curated record. Gene Ontology annotation, cellular component: plasma membrane. The transcript has 3 exons. Gene Ontology annotation, biological process: regulation of monoatomic ion transmembrane transport; potassium ion import across plasma membrane.
UCGAGUGCUCCUCCUUCCUCUCCUCCCGGCCCCUUCUCCUCCUCUCAUCUUCUGGACACUCGCUUCAUCCUUUGCAGCUCACAGGGCUGUGAGUGGCAGACGAAGACGAGGCGCAGCCAAGCGCGUCCGCUGGUGAAGCUUCACCAGACACACGUCAAACUGGUCCAAACACAACUGAACAUUGCUCUUAAAGGCAAGGGAAAGUGUUUUCCUUUAAGCCGUUAACUGCGGUCUGGCACAGGUGGGCUCCUCGGGGCGCGUUGGAGUGAUCAUGGCGCACGGUCGUUUUACGCACCGCCGGUCACUGCGCGCACCGGACUUUAACAUGGAUUAAACGCGAGGACUUUGUAUUUCCCGAGGAACCCAGAAUGGCAGCACUUCGGAGGAAAUUCGGCGAGGACUACCAGGUGGUGAACACGAACCGGGCCAGCACUUUCUCAGCCCCGGUGAAGAAGAAGCGUCAGCGCUUCGUGGAGAAGAACGGUCGCUGUAACGUCCAACACGGGAACCUGGGCGGCGAGACCAGCAGGUACCUGUCUGACCUCUUCACCACGCUGGUGGACCUCAAGUGGAGAUGGAACCUGCUCAUCUUCAUCCUGACUUACACCAUCGCCUGGCUGGUGAUGGCUUCCAUGUGGUGGAUCAUCGCCUACAUCCGCGGGGACCUGAACCACAGAAACGACGCCUCCUACACCCCGUGCGUGGCCAACGUUUACAACUUUCCAUCCGCCUUUCUCUUCUUCAUCGAGACCGAAGCCACCAUCGGGUACGGGUACCGGUACAUCACUGAGAAGUGCCCGGAGGGCAUCAUCCUCUUCCUCUUCCAGUCCCUGCUGGGCUCCAUCGUGGACGCGUUCCUCAUCGGCUGCAUGUUCAUCAAGAUGUCUCAGCCAAAGAAGCGAGCAGAGACUCUCAUGUUCAGCCAGGACGCCGUGAUCUCCCAAAGAGACGGGAAACUGUGCCUCAUGUUCCGGGUGGGAAACUUGCGCAACAGCCACAUGGUGUCUGCGCAGAUCCGGUGCAAACUCAUCAAGUCCCGACAGACUCCCGAGGGCGAGUUCCUUCCUCUGGACCAGUGUGAGCUGGAUGUUGGUUUCGGCACCGGAGCAGAUCAGCUCUUCUUGGUCUCCCCUUUGACCAUCUGCCACGAGAUCAACACCAAAAGUCCAUUCUUUGACUUGUCCCAGCGCUCGCUCAUGAAUGAGCAGUUUGAGAUCGUGGUCAUCUUGGAGGGCAUCGUGGAAACCACUGGUAUGACGUGCCAGGCCAGGACGUCGUACACUGAGGACGAGGUUCUGUGGGGACAUCGGUUCCUGCCGGUCAUGUCCCUGGAGGAGGGCUUCUUCAGAGUGGACUACUCCCAGUUCCACAGCACCUUCGAAGUCCCGACCCCGCCGCACAGCGUCAAAGAGCACGAGGAGAAGAACUCUUUGCCUUCGCCCAUGUCCACGCCGACCCCGGCGCUGACCGAGAGCCACGACGCCCGGCGCGACCGCGUCUUCUCCGUGGACUGCAUCAACAUCUCAGAGGACCGGAGCCGGCACGGCGGCUCGGGCGGCCGGCUGCCCAGCAAGCUUCAGAGAAUGAGCUCCUCUGGAAAGGAGGACCUUCAGAGGAAGGUGCUGCUGCUGAGCUCGCAGCACUCGGAGAAGGCCUGCAGCACUGGAGACCUGCCGCUGAAGAUCCAGCGCCUCAGCUCCUCGACGGGACCAGAGCCGGAGAGUCGCCUGCAGCUCAAGUCGCUCAAGGUGGGGUUCGAACCCAUGACGCAGUCAACCGGGGACCUGUACCAGCACAGCCUACAUCCCUCGCUGUCCCCGGCCCCGCCCCCUCUGUACAGCCCGCUGCUGUCAGCUGGACGGAGGCCUGAGGACAACCUGCCCGCCAAGCUGCGAAAGAUGAACCGCUGAGGGCCACCAGCCCCGUCACUUCACUGAGACCAAAACUGCAUCUACUGUGAUCUCGUCUCACACUCGACAGGACUCUGACUCCUGAACGUCUGCAUUAAUGCAUGUGACCACCAAAACGAUGACGCCGACCUUAGUUUGACUCUCCAGUGAUGCGCAGCUGAAA